AUGGUGUGUGACCUGCAGGUGUGUGACUACCCGGGCCCAUCAGAACCACUGGCGCGCGUCUGCGAAGAACGAUCACUGCAAAGUGACUAUUUUAAAUGCAAUGAAGAAGCUAGGAUCUUUCUUAAGGACAUGGCUAUAGCUGUCAAGAAAUUGGAAGAAAUGAGAAAAGACACCAUUGAACUUCUGGAAAUUGAAAGCAUGGAACUCAGCAGACUGUAUUUUCUAUUGGAAACUCUUCCUAGUAACAUUAGCACAGAACUGGAAGAAUUUGUCACUGAUGCUCGCAGAUUAAACCUUCUUGAGAUAAAACAGUUACAAAGGAAAAUUACAAGGAUAAAUAAUAAAAUAGAGUUUCUGAAGACGAGAGUACUUGAGCUGAAAGAAAAUAAUCAAACCCUGGGUAAAAAGCAAGAGGUGCUGGCAAAGGAGUAUGAAAAGAUUGUCCUGUUGUUCAACCACAUGAUGGGACAAAAAGCUGCAACCACUAUCUUCAUCAAUGAGACUUUCACCAAAAUAAACUUGGAGAAAGAAGAGCUAGAGCUUCACAAGAAAUAUAUUCGAGACGUGGAGGAGGAAAUAGAAAAAGAAAGACUAGAGUAUUUGAAAAGAAAACAAAGGCUGAGUGAAGAGAUUAAUAAAUAUGAACAACUCUGUGAAUUUAAGAAACAGGACGCUUAUCACAAGAAGAGAGAGUUGGAUAAAUUAAGGCUUAAAGAGAUAAAAGUGAAAGAUAGAGUUACUACCAACACAGUGAUAAUUAGUGAUCACACUGCAGAGAUAACAGAACUGCAAGAAGUAGUAAGACACUGGGAACAACAGCUCAAAGAAAUAAAGAAAUCCUGUAGUAACCUGGAGAAUAAAAUAGAUUUUUUUAAGAAGAGCAAGAUCAAACUGGAAGAUAUGUCUAAUAUUGAAAAAAAUGAAUUCUUGAUGAAGAUAAAGGAGGUGGCUGAAAUGCUGCACAAAGCUCACUUAGAGAACAAAACUCUACAGGACAAACUGCACACUCUUAGCAGACAGUAUAAGAUUGUCCUACAGGAGGAAGAGCAGGUUUUCGCGCAGAAGAAGAAGCUGCAGGAUGAAAAUCAUAAACAACUGACAUUUAUUGCUCAGAAAGAAAAGUUCCUAUCACAAAGAAAAGUAGACAUCAAAAACAUGGAAGAAGGACUUGUCACACUUACUGAACUUCAUCGAGCAACAAAGGAAGUCUAUCGGAAGAACGUAAGAAUCCUGAAUGAAAACCUGGAAAGAGAAACUCAGAGAUGUAUUAUAACUCAGUGGAAAAUAGCUUGUUUGCUAAAGAAACGUACACGUUGGCUGGGCGGGAUAAGAAGCAACUUACAAGAAGUUAUGGAUAAAAUUGAGGCUGUAGAAUCUAGACGCCAGCAGUUACUAGACGAGACCAGUUUUAGGAAAAAAGAGAUCGUUGACUAUUUGGCACAAAUUGACGAAGUUACAUUAGAAUUAAAACAUGUGGAGACGAACUUUAUCGUUAAGGAAAAACUGUUAAUUGAAGACUUGACCAAGUAUGAGGAAAAAUUUGUUAAGGAAGUGGAAAGUACCAAAAUAAAAGAAGAUGAACUAGUCAAGUGCCUCCCCCUCCUUCAGGUGGCAGAAGAAGCCUGUAAGAGCAAACACAGAGAGCUUGAGGAGCUCAACAGUAUUCUCACAGCACAAAAGCAGGAACAGAAUUUACUGAACGAUUAUAUUUCUCAAAUGACAAGAGACUUUUCAAGAUACUUGAACAACAUGGAUAAAUUGAAGCAAGAAUUACAACAAUUACAAGAUCAAGAAAGCGAUAAAACCAAAAGUCAUUUUGAAAUUCUAAAGAACUUGGAAAAUGAAAUCUACACACAUGACCUAAUAGCAGAAGCCAUACUCCUGGAAAACAGACGGUUAAAAGAGUAUAUUGUGUACAUAAAGAGCAGGACAGAAGAAUACACACAGGGAGGAGAAGCCAUGGUGCACAUCUCCAGUGACCUGUCUUGGCAGCUGGUGGCUCAUUGCGCACGCUAUUUGGAUUUGUGGGCAGAAUUUCAGGUCACCAUGAAGGAAUUUGUAAACGGUAGUGAAGAGACAUUGCAAGAAAUAAAAAAUCUAGUACAAAAGCUGAAUGAAAGAGAUGAGAAAAUUGAGCGUAUCAGUAUUUGGUUACAAGGGAAUCUUGCAGAAUUGCGUUUUCUAUCCAAAAUGGACGUUCUUGCUGAUGAAACAUUUUGUGGGCUGGGGAAAACGGAGAAUUGCAGUAUGGAAAUAAAGGAAAUAAAGCAGAGGCACAGAGCGGGCCCGCAGGGCGGGCAGUCGCCCUCGCUUGCGUUGGGCGAAGGCUCAAAGGCAGGGGGACGCGGGAAGGGCUGCGGUGCAGAGGACCGGCUGCAGGUGCGCGCUGGCGGCUGGCGCCGGGGGCCGGCACCCGCUCACCUGAAGCAGGUGCCCGUGACCCAGCAGCGGCCCGUCCGCCUCCCCCUGGCCGGCCUGCGUCUGCGUUGCAUCCGUGGUUCACUGUGA
Miniopterus natalensis is the source of this 2508-nucleotide messenger RNA. NCBI's taxonomy places the organism in Eukaryota, Metazoa, Chordata, Mammalia, Chiroptera, Miniopteridae. The record is from RefSeq and is a predicted model, not a curated record.